This is a messenger RNA of Salvelinus fontinalis (brook trout), 6894 nucleotides long. RefSeq names its product ephrin type-A receptor 2-like. Bases 60 to 3029 code for a protein of 989 amino acids. Gene Ontology annotation, molecular function: protein binding; ATP binding; transmembrane-ephrin receptor activity. The transcript has 17 exons. NCBI's taxonomy places the organism in Eukaryota, Metazoa, Chordata, Actinopteri, Salmoniformes, Salmonidae. Gene Ontology annotation, cellular component: plasma membrane; neuron projection. Gene Ontology annotation, biological process: cell surface receptor protein tyrosine kinase signaling pathway; axon guidance; protein phosphorylation. The record is from RefSeq and is a predicted model, not a curated record.
ACUAAUGUGAGUGUUGAAGUAUCCCACCGAGCCUAGAAAUAAGAAGAACACUUUCCCAAAUGGAUCCCCGUGGAAUUAAGCUCUUGGUGUUUUCUUAUGUAUUUAUUAGCUUUAUAUUUAUUACACUGCAAACUAAAGAAGAGGUGCUGUUGGAUAUGAGGGCAUCAGGGAGUGAGCUAGGCUGGCUGACCGGGCCAUAUGAACAAGGAGAAAAGCAAGGGUGGGAGGUGGUCCAGAGGAGUCUCAACGGCUCACAGUUCUAUACCUACUCGGUGUGUAACGUGGGCGAGCGUGAGCAGAACAACUGGCUGCGCACCACCUUUAUCCAGCGCCGCCCGUCAGCCUCUCGAGUUUUCGUGGAGCUGCAGUUCAUCGUGCGUGACUGCAACUCGUUCGACGGCUCAUCGCUUACCUGCAAGGAGACCUUCAACCUGUUCUCCUCCGAGUCGGACGCUGAUAUCGGCACCAACUUCCGCAAGGGCCAGUUCAAGAAGGUGGCAACCAUCGCACCUGACGAGAUCACCAGCCGCAAUGAGCUGCACAUCAACACAGAGACGCGGGUGGUGGAGAGCCUCACCAGGAAAGGCUUCUACCUUGCCUUCCAAGACAUCGGGGCAUGUGUGGCGCUGCUCUCUGUCAAGGUCUACUACAAGACCUGCCCGGCCACUGUCAAAAGCCUGGCAGCCUUCCCCGAAACAGUGGCAGGGGGGGGGGAGAACCAGGCCCUGAGGGAGGUGGUGGGGGCCUGCGUAGAGAAUGCGGUGAGCGAGGAGACGCCCCGCAUCUACUGCACGGUGGAUGGAGAGUGGGUGGUGCCCGUCGGACAGUGCCAAUGCAGGCCCGGCUACGAGGCCGUCAACGGCACAUGCCGAGAGUGUCAGCCAGGCUUCUUCAAAGCCUUCGUGCCCAGCGACGCGUGCGAACUGUGUCCUGCUAACACCCAGCUGCUGGGCUCUGGGGCGCUGCUCUGCCCAUGUGCAGAAGGCUUCUACCGCGCUCCCGACGACCUGGUAACAGGGCCCUGCUCAGGCCUGCCCUCAGCGCCGCAAGAACUGGUCGCCACGACCACCCAGCUGGCCGCGGGCAAGCUGCAUCUGUCAUGGAGCCCGCCGGAGGACACGGGCGGCCGCAGUGACAUCACCUACAGUGUGGAGUGCAGAUGCUGUGACGGCGCUGCGUGCCAGCCAUGCGGGGAGAAGGUGCGCCUCGAGCCAGCCAGCUUGGGCCUGAUGCACACCUGGGUGGCGGUGAGCGAACUGGAGCCCCACCUCAACUACACUUUCACCGUGGAGGCCCACAGCGGAGUGUCGCUGUUCGCCAGCCAGGGGGCACCGCGCUCCAACAGGCCCCCGUCCACAAGCACAUUGACCACUGCCCUGCACUACACAGACCCCCCCAAGGUGACGUCCGUGCGUCUGGUCGAGCGAAGCCCCACCAGCCUUUCCCUGUCCUGGGCUGUAGCCCCCCGCAGGCCCCUGCCCCGGCCCACCCGCUACGAACUCAGCUACCGCAAGAAGGAUGACAAUCUGGAUGUGACCACGUACACUGUUCUGAUUCUGGAGAAGAGCUCUGUGCAGAUCAGUGAAUUGUCCCCAGCCACAGCCUACCUAUUCAGGGUCAAGGCCCUGAGCCCCGAGGGCAGCCCUGGAGGAUCCAUGGAGGAUGAAUUUGAGACCCUGCCUGAUAUGCCCCAGAGCAACACGGCGGUCAUCUUCGGAGCGGCAGUUGGCGGAGCGGCCAUGUUGUUCAUUGUGGUGGUCGUCCUGCUCGUACGCAAACGGAGAAGGAACUCCCAUACAAGACAAGAACCAGAAGAUACUUACUUCUCUAGCUCAGAGCAACUGAAGCCGCUGAAGACUUAUGUGGAUCCGCACACGUACGAGGACCCCAACACAGCCAUCCUCAAGUUUGCCAGUGAGAUCCAUCCCAGCCACGUGACCAAGCAGAAAGUCAUUGGAGCUGGGGAAUUUGGAGAGGUGUUUCGCGGUAUUUUGAAAGCGCCAGGGCGGAAGGAGGUGGCGGUGGCCAUUAAGACGCUGAAGCCGGGGUACUCGGAGAAGCAGAGGCAGGACUUCCUUUCAGAGGCAAGCAUCAUGGGACAGUUCUCCCACCAGAACAUUAUUCGCCUGGAGGGAGUCGUCACCAAAUUCAAGCAUGCCAUGAUUGUGACUGAGUAUAUGGAGAACGGAGCACUGGACAAGUACCUAAAGGAUCACGAUGGUGAGUUGCCCUCCUUCCAGCUGGUGGGCAUGAUGCGUGGCAUCGCCACAGGCAUGAAGUAUCUUUCUGACAUGAGCUACGUUCACCGUGAUCUGGCUGCCCGCAACAUCCUGGUCAACAACAACCUGGAGUGUAAGGUGUCUGACUUCGGCUUGUCCCGAGUGCUGGAGGACGACCCUGAGGGCACCUACACCACCAGUGGUGGUAAGAUCCCCAUCCGCUGGACAGCCCCAGAGGCCAUUGCCUACAGGAAGUUCACCUCGGCCAGCGACGUGUGGAGCUUCGGCAUUGUCAUGUGGGAGGUCAUGGCCUUUGGCGAGCGGCCCUAUUGGGACAUGAGCAACUGCGAGGUAAUGAAGGCCAUCAACGAGGCGUUCAGGCUGCCGGCGCCCAUGGACUGCCCAUCAACCGUCUACCAGCUCAUGUUGCAGUGCUGGCUGCAGGAACGCUCGAAGAGGCCCCGUUUCCCGGACAUUGUCAGCCUGCUGGACAAGUUGCUCAGGAGCCCUGAGUCCCUGAAGGCAAUCGCAGAUUUCGACCCCCGCGUAUCCAUCCGCCUGCCCAGCACCAGUGGUUCGGACGGCUCACCCUUCAGGUCGGUGUCCGAGUGGCUGGAGUCCAUCAAGAUGAGCCAGUACAGCGAGAACUUCACCUGUGCCGGAGUGUUCACCAUGGACCAGGUGCUGCAGAUGAAGAACGAGGAUAUCAAGAACAUUGGCGUAAGACUGCCCGGCCACCUGAAGAGAAUUGCAUAUAGCAUCCUGGGCUUGAAAGACCAGACCAGCACCCUGAGUGUAUUUGCAGUGUGACUCAAUACUAGUGGUACAUGAAUUUGAAUCGGCACUAAAGCGGGCAACACUCUGACUGAAUUUUGAACUCUGUGUUGGGCUGGACUGGAGCGGAGCUGCGGGAACGGCUUUGGACAGGCAGAACCAAACUGAACAUGACGUAGGAACAUGGUCCAGCCAAAAGAGACUGACAUAUUGUACAUUUUUGGAGAUUUGUAACAGACUUGUUAAGUGAUUACUAAUAUUUUUGAAUUUAUACAGCAAUAGAUGUAUUAAUUAGACUGUAUAUAUUAUACUGUAUAUAGUUUUUAUUAUCCAUCUCCAUUGUACAGAUACAGUUCAUUGCUCAAUCUUUGUUUUAUAUAUUUUUGGGAUGCAUGCUUCCAUCUCUAGCACCCAAUAUUGAGAAGAGAAAAUGAAAAUAAGUGACACAACCACUUAUACUUAGUUCAACCAAUAUGAAUCUUUGUGUGACGUGGACUGCUGUGUCCUUUUCGGAAUGAGUCUGGUGUUGCCGAUGCCAUUGCAAUUCACUGAGUGAAAUGCAUUCUGGUCGGCGUAAUCUCUUGCUAAACUAAUGAAAAUGCACUCGAAGCAGAGAGUGGACCUGAAAGGGUCUGGCCAUAGGUUAACAUGGGGCACUGGUGUAUGCCAGUCUUGAGGUUAUUGUCUUAAAGUCCAGGUUUAGCUGUUGUUGGCUACUGUUAUGCCUUAUGUGGGCUUGAUUCAGAUGUUAAGCUAUUAAAUGAAUUUGAGUUUAUAUAAAAACAGUGUGAAAAGAUAUGAGGUACUCAUCAUGUUCAGUUUAACGGGCUGUAAAGGCUUGUAUUUAACGAUUGUAACAAAGAACAUCACUUACAGUGCCUUCGGAAAGUAUUCAGACCCUUUGACUUUUUCCACAUUUUGUUACUUUACAGCCUUAUUCUAAAAUUGAUAAAAAUAUACAACAAUCUACACACAAUACGCCAUAAUGACAAAACGAAAACCCUUUGGAAACAGGAUGCACCAGAGUUAAAUUUCGAGUCUCAUAAGACCCUGCCUUUCUAAGGUCUUUGAAAGCCAAGUUAACAGAUUACCGACCAUUUCGAAUCUCACCGUCCCUUCUCCGCUAUGCAAUCUUGUUUCAGAGCUGGUCAUGGGUGCACCUCAGCCACGCUCAAGGUCCUAAACGAUAUCAUAACCGCCAUCGAUAAGAGACAUUACUGUGCAGCCGUAUUCAUCGACCUGGCCAAGGCUUUCGACUCUGUCAAUCACAACAUUCUUACUUCUCCGAUAGAGUUCAGUGUGUCAAAUCGGAGGGCCUGUUGUCCGGACCUCGGGCAGUCUCUAUGGGGGUGCCACAGGGUUCAAUUCUCGGGCCGACUCUCUUCUCUGUAUACAUCAAUGAUGUCGCUCUCGCUGCUGGUGAUUCUCUGAUCCACCUCUACGCAGACGACACCAUUCUGUAUACCUCUGGCCCUUCUUUGGACACUGUGUUAACUAACCUCCAGAUGAGCUUCAAUGCCAUACAACUCUCCUUCCGUGGCCUCCAACUGCUCUUAAAUGCAAGUAAAACUAAAUGCAUGCUCUUCAACCGUUUGCUGCCCGCACCUGCCCGCCCGUCCAGCAUCACUACUCUGGACGGUUCUGACUUAGAAUAUGUGGACAACUACAAAUACCUAGGUGUCUGUUUAGACUGUAAACUCUCCUUCCAGACUCACAUUAAACAUCUCCAAUCCAAAAUAAAAUCUAGAAUCGGCUUCCUAUUUCGCAAAAAAGCAUCCUUCACUCAUGCUGCCAAACAUACCCUCGUAAAACUGACCAUCCUACCGAUCCUCGACUUCGGCGAUGUCAUUUACAAAAUAGUCUCCAAUACUCUACUCAAAAAAUUAGAUAGUCUAUCACAGUGCCAUCCGUUUUGUUACCAAAGCCCCAUAUACUACACACCACUGUGACCUGUAUGCUCUCGUUGGCUGGCCCUCGCUUCAUACUCGUCGCCAAACCCACUGGCUCCAGGUCAUCUACAAGUCUCUGCUAGGUAAAGCCGCCUUAUCUCAGCUCACUGGUCACCAUAGCAGCACCCACCCGUAGCACGCGCUCCAGCAAGUAUAUCUCACUGGUCACCCAGUAAGUACAGAGACUUUUGAUGAAAACCUGCUCCAGGACAACAACCCUAAGCACACAGCCAAGACAACGCAGGAGUGGCUUCGGGGCAAGUCUCUGAAUGUCUUUGAGUGGCCCAGCCAGAGCUAGAACUUGAAACCGAUCUAAACAUCUUUGGAGAGACCUGAAAAUAGCUGUCCAGCAUCGCUCCCCAUCCAACCUGACAGAUCUUGAGAGGAUCUGCAGAGAGGAAUGAGAGAAACUCUCCAAAUACAGGUGUGCCAAGCUUGUGGAGUCAAAUCUAAGACUCGAGGCUGUAUUCGCUGCCAAAGGUGCUUCAACAAUGUACUGAAUAAAGGGUCUGAAUACUUAUGUAAAUGUAGUAUUACAUUAUUGUUUUUUAUACAUUUGAAAUAAAUUAUAUUUUAUUUGUCAUUAUGGGGUAUUGUGCUUAGAUUAAUGAUGAAAAAACGAUUUAAUCAAUUUUAGAAAAAGGUUGAUUCGUAACAAAACGUCAAGGGGUCUGAAUACUGUCCGAAUGCACUGUAUAUUGUAGCACUUAAAUAAGUAACAAUUGGGUUAAGUUGUCUCACCUAAAAUAUCUAACUUGCAUUUUUUAUUGUCAUUAUGCCAUAGGAAGAUCACAUUUGAAAUAAAAUGAUGCAGAAAGAAUUAUAUUAAUAAUGAUGAAUUUAAUUUGGAAAGGUAUUGCCGAGCUUCAAGUCAGGAAUACAUUGAGUGUGUGCCUUUUUUUCAAAGUUAGUUGAAAAUACAAAUGCCUAAAAAAGUAACAUUUCGGAGGGUUAGAAAUGCUUUUUGAGAUUUCAGACAGUGUAAUGUGUAGUUUGAUAUGCAAUUUCAAUGUGGCAGUAAAGUAGUAUUUUCUUUUUUUUUUAAAUCAAAAAUGAUAUUGAGGUUUGGAAUUAUUAUUGGUCUAUUAACUAGUUAACUGACCUUGUGAUGUCACCAGGCAGGCCAUAACUCCAUCCCACCAGACCAGACAAAAAUUUCAGGCGGUCUUUUCAAACAGCUCUUACACUAAAUGGGCAUUAUCAUUUUCAAUGUCAUAGUAUUAUUCCAACCACAUAGUGUGGAAACAUACACUGAGGAUACCAAACAUUAGGAACACCUUCCUAAUAUUGAGUUGAACCCCCCCCUUUUCCUUCAGAACAGCCUCAAUUCGUCGGGGCAUGGAUUCUACAAGGUGUUGAAAGCGUUCCACAGGUUUGAUGGCCCAUGUUGACUCCAAUGCUUCCCACAGUUGUGUCAAGUUGGCUGGAUGUCCUUUGGGUGGUGGGCCAUUCUUGAUACACAGGAAACUAUUGAGUGUGAAAAACCCAGCGUUGUUGCCAUUUUGACAGACCAGUGCGUCUGGCACCUACCAUAACCAGUUCAAAGCCAGUUAAAUAUUUUGUCUUGCCCAUGCACCUUCUGAAUGGCACACAUACACAAUCCAUGUCUCAAGGUUUAAAAAUCCUUCUUUACCUGUCUCCUCCCCUUUAUCUAGAUUUAACAAGUGACAUCAAUAAGGGAUCAUUGAUCACCUGGUCAGUCUAUGACAUGGAAAGAGCAGGUGUUCUUAAUGUUUUCUCAGUGUAUAUAAAAAACAGGAAAAUUACAUUUUUGACUACUGGUUCUUUAAGCAGACAAAUUAGCAGUUUCUUGAUUAUAAAGUAAACUACAUUUUAUACUUUAUUGAACAGUCUAUUUUUUUACUUUUAUUUAUUGUCCUUUUUACACUGAGCUGGGAUUUAUUUGUAAUUGAAAGUUGUUUUUCAGUCUCAAUAAACUAUUGCCUUUCAUU